GGGGCUCCGGCGCGUGGACAGGUCACGAGGAGAAAUGGGGCGCGGGCGGCGGCCGCCCGACGGGCCUUAGCGCACACCCAGGGCGCGCGCGGAACCCGGACGCCCGGGACGCGGGGAGGCGACGUGGCGGGCGCUGCCGCGGGGCUGGACACUGCCCAGAGCCGGGCUGCGCCCGGGGUAGCACUGGACUCCCCUCGCCACCUGCUAAGGGCUCGGGGGUGGCUCAGGCGGCGCCCCCUGGUGGUCCCGUCCGGCCGCGCGGGGCUCGCACAUCGCCCAGAAAGGUCCACCGGCCGCGUUUGAGGGAGCGCACGGUGGUCCAGGAACCUGAGAACCUUCUGCAUGGAAACUUAUCCUCUCGGCCACCCCGCUAGGAUUCUGGAGAUCAUUUUAGGAGGGUCGUGGAGGUGAUAGAAGACGAAGGAAAAGCGACAGAAACCUGCUCAUGGCUGCAGAGCUGUCCCUAAAGCAAAAUUAGAGGUGAAGCCAGCCCUCAGCCCCGGCCCCUCCCAUCCCAGCCAGGCCCAGAUCAGCCAGUUCCGAAUGAUGGUGUCGCUGGGACAUUUAGCCAAAGGAGCCAGCCUGGACGAGCUCAUCGAUAGCUGCAUUCAAUCUUUCGAUGCAGAUGGAAACCUGUGUCGAAGUAACCAGCUGCUGCAGGUUAUGCUGACGAUGCACCGGAUCAUUGUGUCCUCCGCGGAACUGCUCCAAAAAGUGAUUGUGCUCUAUAAAGAUGCCUUGGCAAAGAAUUCUCCAGGGCUUUGCCUGAAGAUAUGUUAUUUUGUAAGGUACUGGAUUACGGAGUUCUGGAUCAUGUUUAAGAUGGACGCCAGCCUGACCCACACCAUGGAGGAGUUCCAGGACCUGGUGAAAGCCCAUGGGGAGGAGCUGCACUGCCGGCUCAUUGACACCACUCAGAUCAAUUCCCGUGACUGGUCCAGGAAACUGACUCAAAGGAUAAAAUCAAACACCAGCAAGAAGCGGAAAGUGUCUCUGCUCUUUGACCACCUGGAGCCGGAAGAGCUCUCAGAGCACCUCACCUAUCUGGAGUUCAAGUCCUUCCGGAGGAUAUCGUUUUCCGAUUACCAGAAUUACCUGGUGAACAGCUGCGUGAAGGAGAACCCCACAAUGGAGCGGUCCAUUGCCCUGUGCAAUGGUAUCUCCCAGUGGGUGCAGCUGAUGGUUCUCAGCCGCCCCACCCCACAGCUUCGAGCGGAAGUCUUCAUCAAAUUCAUCCAGGUGGCUCAGAAGCUCCACCAGCUCCAGAACUUUAACACACUGAUGGCGGUGAUCGGGGGGCUCUGCCACAGCUCCAUCUCCAGGCUCAAGGAGACAAGCUCCCACGUCCCACAUGAGAUCAAUAAGGUUCUGGGGGAGAUGACCGAGCUGCUGUCCUCCUGUAGAAACUAUGACAACUACCGCCGCGCCUAUGGGGAGUGCACCCACUUCAAGAUCCCCAUCCUGGGGGUGCACCUUAAGGACCUCAUCUCGCUGUAUGAAGCCAUGCCGGACUACCUGGAGGAUGGGAAGGUGAACGUGCAUAAGCUGCUGGCCCUGUACAACCACAUCAACGAGCUGGUGCAGCUGCAGGAGGUGGCCCCACCCCUGGAGGCCAACAAGGACCUCGUGCACCUGCUGACGCUCUCCCUAGAUCUCUACUACACGGAAGAUGAAAUCUACGAGCUCUCCUAUGCCAGGGAGCCCAGGAACCACAGAGCGCCCCCACUAACACCUUCAAAGCCGCCAGUAGUGGUAGACUGGGCCUCUGGAGUGUCUCCUAAACCUGACCCAAAGACCAUAAGCAAACACGUCCAGAGGAUGGUGGAUUCUGUCUUCAAGAACUAUGAUCAUGACCAGGAUGGAUACAUUUCUCAAGAAGAGUUUGAAAAGAUUGCUGCAAGUUUCCCAUUUUCCUUCUGCGUAAUGGACAAAGACAGGGAAGGACUCAUUAGCAGAGAUGAGAUCACAGCCUACUUCAUGAGGGCCAGCUCAAUCUACUCAAAGUUGGGUCUGGGCUUUCCUCAUAACUUCCAAGAGACCACCUACCUGAAGCCCACUUUCUGUGACAACUGUGCUGGAUUUCUCUGGGGCGUCAUCAAACAAGGAUAUCGAUGUAAAGAUUGUGGGAUGAACUGCCACAAACAAUGCAAGGACCUGGUUGUGUUUGAGUGCAAGAAGCGAUCCAAGAAUGCAGCAGCUCUCACGGAGCACAGCACUCCUGGGGGGCCAGCACCCGACCUCUGCUCACUAGGAGCCAGGGACCUGCUCCAUGCUCCUGAGGAAGGAGGACCUUUUACAUUCCAUAAUGGGGAAGCCGUGGAACACAGCGAGGAGAGUAAAGACCGGACCAUCAUGCUCAUGGGCGUGUCCUCACAGAAGAUCUCUGUUCGGCUGAGGAGGACUGUUGCCCACAAGGCCACACAGACCGAAUCCCUGCUUUGGCUUGGAAGUGAGGGCUCUGCCGGCCCUUUUGUGCUGUCAUCCCCAAGGAAGACAGCCCAAGAUACACUCGAUGUGGUUCCUGGUCCCACAUCUCCAUGCCCCAGCCCAGUCUUGAUCAGAAAGCGGGCUUUUGUCAAGUGGGAAAAUAAAGAUUCCUUCAUAAAAUCAAAGGAGGAGCUCCGUCACUUCAGACUCCCAACCUACCAAGAGCUGGAACAGAAAAUAAAUACCCUGAAAGCAGACAACGAUGCUUUAAAGACCCAACUGAAGUAUGCACAGAAGAAAAUAGAAACCCUCCGGCUUUCAAGAAGCAAUCAUGUCUUAGCUCAAAUGGAGCAGGGUGACUGUUAGCCCAGAAAAUCAAGGAGCAUAUUCUACAGAAGAGUACAUCAGAACUCACAUUUCUUAAACAGAUGAACACAAACAGGGAACCACAGAUUUUAAAAUUGAACUUAAAAAGAAAAAAAAAAAUCAAAAUUCAGUCAACUCCUUCCUUGACCUGAGAUUGCUAACAAUGUGGUAGUGUUUUCUUACCUAAUCAGCUGUACCAAUGUGAAGAAAAGCUGAUCAAAUGCAGAGUUUUGCCAAUCAUACCACAAACUUUUUCAAAAGCAUGCAAAACGAAACACAUGACUGUGAUUUCCUGACAAGGUGGUUUCUCACGUGACUUUCCCAACUGCUUCUUAGAAUUAAAGUCCCUGGAAAAUGUGUUUGUUUUUGUCACCAGAUAUGAGAUUUGUGAAGUAAGUUAGAAUUUACUUUGUUCUAUCUAAAAAGCUCAUUUACAGAAAAACACCGAUGUUCUGUAAAAGUAGAUUUACUUUCUCAAUAGUGCAGCAUUUUUUCAUGAAUCUGGUUUCUCCUUUACUACCUCAGAUACAAUCAUUAGCCCUUUCCCUCUCCUUCCACUACCCUCAUAUACAUAUAUAUAUAUGAUACAUAUCUAUUUACCUAGAAAUGAACUUCUAAAUAUGUAACCAUUUUAGGAGCCUACUAAAGAUCCAGUUGCAAGUCAGCUUGUAAGUUUUAGUCUCACAAUCAUAAGUCACAAUAAAAUAAACAACCAAAUUAAGAAACUGGAAACAUGGCUAUUACCAUUACGUUGGGUGUGACUGAUUAGCUAAAAUAAUGUGAACAAGAUGUUUGUCCUCAUAUAGUCUUCAGUGGUCAGAAUUAGGAAUUUGUGACUUAAAAUAUUUUGGAGUCUGCUUAAUUCACGUUCUGUUAUUUUUAAAGUAACUAUUUCUAAAGUUCUCUUUUGACUUACAUUUGUGCUUUUACUAUCUUUAGUACUGAUACUAUUUAGAAAUAAGCUAAUUGGAUCAGAGGCUUCAGUAACUGAAUGUAUAUAUGUAUAUAGCAUGUAUAUCAGGCAUGUAUGUGGCUUAGAAUUUUUUGUUUUCUAUAUAAAAAUGUGUUAGUGAAUUAAACUACUUUUAGUCAUUUACACAAAUUGAUAAGAAUAAAGAUCCAUAGGCAACAAGAUGAAAAAUUGCAUAUGAUGUAAACUACCAUUUGGCAGGAUCACAAGUAAAUGUCAAGUGAGUUGUCUAUUCAUGAGAGUUGUGUUAAACUGGCACAUUCAGUUGUCUGAGCAACCGCUUACAAACUCAUUUGUCAGCUUCUUGUUCUCUUAAAAAAUUUAUUAUGAUCAUUUUCUCUUGGGAGGGAAACUUACGUUCUAUGUUGGGAAAGCCCUGAACUAAACUGAGUUGACAAACUAUUAAGGAUACAAUCUCAAAAGUUUCAAAACUAGGAAUACCAAGUCUUAAUUGAAUUAAAAAUAUUGCUUUCCUGGAUUAUUCAGACCAAUUCCAUUUGCAUAACUGGUACUGAAUAUUAACUGAAUCACUUUUAUACAGAUCUUAGCCAUUUUCUAAAAUGAAACUCAUAACCAGAGCAGCACCACCAGGUAUACAAACUUAUAAGUGCACUUUACAACGGAUCUUAUGAACAAAUAUGAGUUUAUGACAAGCUUUAAAAAGCAUAUUCUUCACUAUUCUUGUCCUGAUACCUUCCUGACCAAAGGUAGUACAGUUUAGUUUCUUUAAAUAGUCACAUGACUCCCCCCCCAUUUUUUUUACCCCCUUCCAAAAUACUGUCCCCAGAUUAGUCUCUCUGCAGGUAUCUAUGAUCUAAAGGAAUUCAUAGGACCACAGGUGCAUGAAUAUGGCUAGAAGAUCUUAAUCAUUUCAGAAUAUACCACACAUGAAGAGUAGUUUCAACACAGGCCUUUACAGCCCAGCAAGGGCUGAAGAACACUGUGUAAAAACUCACACUGACCUCCACUGUAAUAGUAGAAUCCACAAAUAUAAUCUGGAACACAAUUUUAUCAAGUCCAGGAUCUACCAAUUUUUUCAUCUUGUAUGGCUGUAAAUUAAGUUUGAGCACAUUUAUUAUCUGUCUAUGUUUUGGUAAAUGACUUGUCUUUUAAUUGAAUUUGUGAAUUUCUGUCUAAAGAUAGAAUAUGUGUAAAAUUGCAAGGAAACCAAGUGUACAAAUUGUAAAGGUGUUUUAUAUAUAUAUAUAUGUAUUGUACGUUUUCUUUGUGUAAUAUUUAUAUGAUAAAAGGUCUUAGGAUCUCUAAAACAAUAAACAUCUUGUGUUUUUUUUUC
Molecule: messenger RNA, 5057 nt
Organism: Sorex araneus (European shrew)
Lineage: Eukaryota; Metazoa; Chordata; Mammalia; Eulipotyphla; Soricidae
Gene: RASGRP1
Product: RAS guanyl releasing protein 1
Exons: 17
Coding region: 544-2793 (749 amino acids)
Biological process (GO): positive regulation of GTPase activity; Ras protein signal transduction
Cellular component (GO): plasma membrane
Molecular function (GO): calcium ion binding; guanyl-nucleotide exchange factor activity
Source: RefSeq, a predicted model, not a curated record